Messenger RNA from Osmia bicornis bicornis, 591 nucleotides. RefSeq lists its product as uncharacterized. The record is from RefSeq and is a predicted model, not a curated record. Gene Ontology annotation, molecular function: protein binding. The transcript has 3 exons. NCBI's taxonomy places the organism in Eukaryota, Metazoa, Arthropoda, Insecta, Hymenoptera, Megachilidae. The coding region runs from base 1 to 591 and encodes 196 amino acids.
AUGCAUCAAUUCAAACUUUCCUUUCAGUAUAAUUAUUUGUCAGUGCGGUUGCAGUUUGAUAUAUGGUCCUUUAAUCAUAGUUCUACAAUCAAAACAGCUGUAGAGAAUCAUUUGAUAUUCCGUUUGAAGAAGAAUUUCAAGCGUUUACCAUUUCCAGAACCAAGGAACCCUAAAGAACCGCAGAAUUUAACUUUGUCCGAUGCAAGAUUGGUCGGUGGAAAAUUGCGAAUUACUCUCAGAUGGGUUAAGCCAACCUCGGACGUGCCGAUAACAUUCUACAAAGUAUUUUGGAGCCGCCUUGUACACGGUCCGACCAACGAUUCCAUUCUCGUUUAUCACAGGACGGUCCUGAAGACACCGCAUUUGGACAUAUGGCGACUCCGAAGCGAGUGUACGUACAACGUGAACGUACGGAACAUCUUCGACGACGAAAGCAGUGACAAACAUGGCACCAGCAUCGAGUUCUUUGCUACCGGCUGUCAGAAGGAGUAUGAUCAGAAGGAGAAGAAAUAUUCAAAGGAUAAAAUAAUACAGUGUAAGAAUAAAUCGUUGAGAAGUAAACGGUAUUUUACUGGUCUAUCACUGAUAUAA